This is a messenger RNA of Halteromyces radiatus, 505 nucleotides long. RefSeq lists its product as uncharacterized. Gene Ontology annotation, molecular function: zinc ion binding; nucleic acid binding. NCBI's taxonomy places the organism in Eukaryota, Fungi, Mucoromycota, Mucoromycetes, Mucorales, Cunninghamellaceae. The transcript has 3 exons. Bases 212 to 469 code for a protein of 85 amino acids. The record is from RefSeq and is a predicted model, not a curated record.
AUGAUGAUAUACUCUAACUUCUUUCUUCUUUCUCUUACUCUCUCUCUCUACCACUUUACGAUCGAAUAUAGCUGACGAACGAAAACUCAAACGUGGAGGUGACAAUCAUUCUGCUGCCCAACGAAAGAAAGUUCGACGUUGAUUUAGGAUCCCGCCCUACAAAAAAAAAUUUUCUAUCGACACGCACUCAACACACACAUCACACAACUUUAUGUUAGCUGUUAGAAAAAGCCUCUUUUUUUUUUUAUAUAAAAAUUGUUUGUUUUUUUUUUAUCUCCUCUCUUUUUUUCUUUUUCUUUUAUUUAUUUAUUUUCUUUUUAUAUAUAAUAAAAACAACUCUACUGUCAUGUCUAGUUUCCGUUCCUGUUACAAGUGUGGUGAACCUGGCCACCAAGCCCGUGAAUGUCAAAAGACUGAAUCUGUUUGUUACAACUGCCAACAAGAAGGCCAUCUCAGUAAGGAUUGGUAAGAAAUAAAAAAAAAAAAAAAAUAAAGACAAACAGGA